Messenger RNA from Fusarium vanettenii 77-13-4, 969 nucleotides. RefSeq lists its product as uncharacterized. Bases 1 to 969 code for a protein of 322 amino acids. The transcript has a single exon. NCBI's taxonomy places the organism in Eukaryota, Fungi, Ascomycota, Sordariomycetes, Hypocreales, Nectriaceae. The record is from RefSeq and is a predicted model, not a curated record.
AUGACAGACCGAUCUCUUGGUGACCACGUCAAGGGUUUCCUUUCAACCCUCUCGUCCUCGCACUCAAACAGCAACUCUCCUGCUCCCCCAUACAACGGCGCAUAUUCCCAGCCUCCAAUGCAACAGCCCCCGUACCCGGAUCAACAAUACGGUGGCCAACAGUAUCAGCAAGAUUGGCAAUCGCAAAACGGCCCCCCUUCUUACUACGGACAACCUCCUCCCCAGCAAUGGCCGCCUGCCAACCAAUACCCACAACAGCACAACGGACCUCAGCAGUAUGGUGGACAACAGCAGUACAAUGGGCCUCCUCAACACGGAUAUCAGCAGGGUCCUCCUCAGGGUCCCUAUGAUCAGCACCCCUCUCAUGGGUUCCCACCUCAACAACAGCAACAACAGCAGCAACAACAAGGAUAUGGCCAAGGGCCCUCUGGUACUCCCACGUCUCUCCACGUGAGGGCAGCAGGCGAUAGGGUGUACUAUGUGGUGGAUUCAAAAACGGGCCAAACUGUUUACACCUUCAACUUUGGCUUCAAGUCUUCAGGAGCUGGGCCCGUCCAUGUCAUGCGCGGCGACAACGGACCUCCAUGCGGGACUCUCACCUAUCAUUCCUUCUCAAGCAAGGUCGACAUGAACCUUGGAAACUCUUUCGUCAAAUUCAAGAAAGACUUCCCCAGCAACACCGGUCUGGGCUAUCUUACAUGGCAAAAGAACGGCGGCGGUUGUUUUUCAAGCGGCGGAAACCUCAUUCUCGAGAGCGGGGGCGGUGUCCUCGCCACCUACCGACUGGAGAAAGGUCCUGGUAGCCAAAAGCGUCAAGGUGGAGGCAUCGAGAUCCAGAGGCCAGGCUUGAGUCAAGCUCAGUUGGAUGAGAUUGUCAUCAGUGGUGUGGCUGAGCUGGAAAGGUUGAGGCUUGCGGCAGGCUCCUCAUCAGCUGGAUCAAGCGCUGGUGUGAUUGUGGCUAUUACUUGA